Messenger RNA from Solanum verrucosum, 558 nucleotides. RefSeq names its product auxin-responsive protein SAUR50-like. Bases 1 to 504 code for a protein of 167 amino acids. Gene Ontology annotation, biological process: response to auxin. The record is from RefSeq and is a predicted model, not a curated record. Lineage: Eukaryota; Viridiplantae; Streptophyta; Magnoliopsida; Solanales; Solanaceae. The transcript has a single exon.
AUGGCCUCUAUCAAAAAAGUUCACAUGAUUACCAAAAUUGUUCGCCUUAAACAAGUCGUUAAGCGAUGGAAGGACAACUCUCUUCGUCCUCGUUCCGUUCUCUCUUACUCCUCUUCCGAUUCCGACGAACCGGCGCAACCUGAUUUGAACUGCAACCGCCGCCGUACGCCGUCCGGUUCAUUGGCGGUUUACGUAGGGGUUGAUGAGAAUGAGCGGCGCCGGUUUGUGAUUCCGACUCGGUUUCUGAAUCUGCCUGUGUUCAUUUCGUUACUUGAUAAGGCGGAGGAGGAGUUCGGGUAUCAACCUACCGGAGGAUUGGUUUUGCCCUGUGAGGUUGAGUUGUUCUCGGAGAUUCUGAGUCUGCUUGAAAUUGAUGAACAGAGAUUCGGUAUUUUAGGGUUAGAUGAGAUUUUGAUGGUGAUUUCUGAUUCGGGUUUAGAUCAGUCUUGUAAAGAAGCUGCUUCACAUGGAUUUACUCCUCUGCUUCAGAAGGCUAGGGUUUAACCCGACCCGACCCGACCCAGUAUUCGAGGAGGAAGAUUUAGGUUUUAGGGUUUU